Molecule: messenger RNA, 891 nt
Organism: Encephalitozoon hellem ATCC 50504
Lineage: Eukaryota; Fungi; Microsporidia; Unikaryonidae
Exons: 3
Coding region: 1-891 (296 amino acids)
Source: RefSeq, a predicted model, not a curated record
AUGGAAAGCCAAGCUGAGCCAGAAAAAAACAUUAGUUACACAAAGCUUGCAUUCUUCUUCUUUAUGCUGAGAACGGUGAUGAUAGGCCUUGCUUUAAUAGGGGGUCCUUACUUUUCACUCCGCAGGCAAACAAGAACAUUCAAAGUAUUUGUGAUAUUCCUGGACAUAACAAACAUACUGCAAUUCAUAUUCCUGUGUGACAUAAUCUACCGAAAGAUCUUGUUCCAAUACUUACUGUACAUUCCUGUCCUUGCAUAUACUUUGACCAUUACAACUACAUUAUUGAUUAAUGCAGAACGUACAGACAAGGUUUAUUUUGAAGAACAGGGGAGGAACAAGAAAUUAGCACUUUCAUACAUCUAUGUAUACAUAGGGAUCAUUAUUGGAGAAUUCCUUCUCCUCCCGAUUAUAUACAGAAGGCUUAAAAGCGAUUUUAUGUGGGCAAACUUCAAGAAAGUUGGAGCUGAUCCAGACAUUAACAAUGCAUUUAAGAGAAGAGAACAAUUUAACGCAAUCAGGAGGUUCAUGGUGAUAUUCUUGUGUGGAGAAGUGGCAAGUUUUAAUGUAAGCAUCAGAGAUCAUAAGGAUCUUUAUUUUUUUAUAACAGGGACACAGAUCUUUGUACUUCUUCUGUCAAGUAUCUUUUUGAAUGAGGAAUAUGCAUUCCAGAGAAAGUUUCUUCUUGUAGUUUCUGGUGUCUGUACCCUGGCUAGUGUGGCAUAUAUAACAACUUACAUUUCUCUAUCUUCUUCAGAUAAAGGACAUAUAAGAAAGGUCUAUCCCAGAGGUAAUGUUCUAUGCAAUUACAAUGUUCAUCUUUUUCAUCGGAGCACUGAGAGAUUAUCAAACGUUCGGCAAGGGACUGAAAAACUACUACUUUGGGGCUCUUAG